GUUCAUUGUCUCGGACUCUGUGCCGAUGAAUGGGGAAGACGUGGCGAAGGAGUCGUUCAUAUACAGCCCGGACGUGGCGCCUGAGGCGCUGCGGGAGUUCAAAAGCACGUACAAACGGAAGACAGAUGAGCAGUAUCUGCUUGAAAAGAAGUACGACAUCACUUUCGAGCGGAAACACAUCAAGGACCUUGUGCACCUCAUCACGUCCGAGAUCAAGAAGAAGGGCACGAAGACGCCGAUGCUCAUGCUGCCCUUCCGGCCGGCGCACCACGAUGUGGACCUCAAGACCUUUCUCAACAGCGUGUUUUACCGGGGAAUGCCCGUGGAGGAGCAGGUUGCGAAGAAGAUUAUCAGGAAGACGGACGAGUGCAUUCUCAUGAGUGCACUGAAGUUUCUCUGGUGUCGGCUGCCAGGCAAGGCCAUCAUCGGCUGGAAAGCGUACACGAAGUUUGUGAAGCUCGAGGACAGCGCAGGCUUCCCAGACAAGGCGUUCUUGGAGUUCAUGCCGAACUGCCUCUCGUCGGGGGCGCAUGCGUCGAUCGUGUACGACUUCUUCGACUUGAUAGUGGCGCUUGUGCUCAACUCUAAGGAGAACCUCAUGUCCGCCAGAAAGCUGAGCAAGAUGUGUGGCCUGUGGGCGUUUAACCCGGUGAGGAACCAGGCCUCGGGCGCCCCCUCCUUCGAGCGAGGACUCUACGAGUGGAUACCUGCUGGCGACGCAAUGUACCAUUUGCUCUUGUCCUUUGUGAAAGCCAUGCCCCCCAACGGCGACGUGACACGAUUGCCAAAGCUCUUCCAGGUCCUAUUGAAGAGCUCCGACUAUCCACCCUUGCCCACAUCCGCAACCUUAGAAACCUCGAGACCGUUGCAGGAGAUCCCAAUGGUCACCAUCCGGGCAAACACCCCCUCGGCGAACCCGGCCGAGCUACUCACACGGGUGAGCAAAACGUUAAAGUUCGACGAUGCUACAUUGUUUUACACCAGGGAGGACUUUUUAUUGUUGAAGAGGUUGUUCAAGGAAAAAGAUCAGGUCGUGGAGAAACUCUCCUCGGAGGGCACCAGGUUGCUCGAAAAUCUCUGUCUGUAUGACUCGGAUCUCAUGUGCGACGGUGAUAACUCAAGCUCACUGAAGUUCAAAUUAGUUCCUGGCUGGUCAACGGACAUGACCUCGAGAAAAUUGGCUCCCUCAAAGAAAGGAGUGCAUGAAAUCUUCACCGCCGUCAUCGGACGAGCCAGCAUUGAUGACUAUUUCAUAUGGACCUGGCUAGCGUCUUUAGGAGUUGAGGAAACAGAUCUAAAGAAGAAAACUUUUGGUAAAACCUACAUCAUGGAAGUAGAGUUGGCCGAAGGUUUCAAAAAGUGGGUCAUAGUUGAGGAGCAGGAUUUGGAAAGAGAUGGCUAUGAUAUCGAGCUGGAGAUCAAGCAGGAAAAACUAAAGCAGCUUGAGCAGAAAAUUCAACUUGCGGAAAUUGAAGCCAAGAAGGUGAAGCAGGAUGCUCAACACGAGAAGAAAAAGUUAGUGCUGGAAAAAGUCGAUGUCAAAGAGCUGAAAACCCAGCAACCGACCUCUUUACCGCCUCCGCCUGUGCCACGGAAGGAUUACGAUGCUGACGAGAUUCCUCCACGUUCGAAAUCUCGUAAGCCGCCUCCACAAAAUGGGACAACUAGCUCGAAUGUAUCCGGAUCUCCGGCUCCGGCUCCUACAAUGAUUCCUCCUCCACGUUCUGACAAAAGAGCUGAAAGUCCACACUAUAUGGAAAUCCAAGAGCCCGAGCCCCAAUCCAUGCCAGCUAAGCGUUACGCAACAAAAGUGGUUAAUAACGAGGAAAUCCGUAUCUCUUUACCAAUUCUGGAUGCAGAGGAUACAUUUCUCAGAUUCGAUGCUCUUGGAAUUUCAGAGGCAGAUCUGCAGUCUCCAUCGAAAACUCAAGCACACCUAUAUGUCCCUGCUAUCAACUCCAAUGAAUAUGCUUAUGGCAAUGGAUUUGGAAACAACAGGUUCACAAAUGGAGAAAACAACGAGAAUGUAAGUUCAAAUGGAAUGAUGAACGGGAAUCAUAAUGGAUUUACUAAUGUGGAUGAAAACGGCAAUCUGAACUAUGCCAAUGGGGUACAUACCAAUGUAAAACAUGCCAAUGGAGCACAAGCCCAAAGGCAAAUGUACACUCCAAGUAAUGGUACCCCAUCGCCGACAAAUUAUUAUUCCCCUUUACAAUCUCCGGAGAAUAGUGCUGCUAUAAAUUAUGAGAUGUACAUGCAAUCUCCAACAAAAGGACAAUUUUCUGAUCAAAUAUAUCCUGAUCAGCAACAUAAUAACAAGCAAUCACCACCACCUUCGAGGUCACCUCGUCAGAAGUACUCUACUUCUCCAGUCUCUAAGUCGCCACAGAUGUCUUCAAGCCCUCCGCGUUCUGCCUCGCCGGCUCUUAACAUGAAAUAUCAGGGCUCCCCCAGAGGUUAUCAAAAUUCUCCACAGCAAAUCCAACCCCAAAGAUCGCCAAUCCAGCAACAAAAUAUUCAGCCUUUUGUAUCGCCAAAUGUACAGCCUGCUUUGCAAAACUUACAGUCACCUACUCAUCAAUCAGCCGAUCAAACAGCUCAACAACUUCCACUCUCACCAAUCCAGCAACAAAUACCACAUCCUGUGCCUAAUACUGCGCCAAGCAGUAGGAGUUUUGGAAAUGAAUGUGAAAAAAUUCCUAAUCUACCUCCUCCACCUGAAAUCGGUGAUAGGACGCCAGGUGACAUGGCUUCCGGUGAAAGGUCAGAAAGUGAGUUAACUGCACUUUCAAGAUCUCCAGUCAUUAAUGAGAUCGAUGAACUUGAGGUAGAGCUUAAAGAUUGUAUGGAUGAUUUAGAAAACAGCAGCGACACUUUGACUGUACAGUCACGUAAUGUCUCUAACUCGUCACGUCUCAGAAAAGCUCCACCAUUGGCAGAUCCACUGAAUUUUUCCGUAUCUUCUGAAUCUUCGUCAGCUUAUCCUGCUACAACAAUAGGUGGUAGGGAUCAUCACACAAAAUUUUCUGAGGAUUUACGAAACGCCCCUCUUCCUGCAAAACCCAAUGCUACUAUUGAUGGGCCUCAACAAGGUAUAUUACCGCCAAAGCAAGCGGUAAGGAAUUCUUCGAAUCCAAACAGGGCAUUGUCUCCUGCCCAAAAACCAAAUCAUCAACUUCCUGCACGGCAUUUUUCUCCUCAGCCACACCAUUCACAGCAGUAUCCACCUCAACAAUAUCCACCUCAACAAUAUCCACCUCAGCAGUAUCCUCCAUCAGGAUAUCCUCCACAAUACCCUCCACAUUCUCCACAAGGAUAUCCGCCACAACUUUUUCCCCCACAAGGAUAUUCUUCUCAAGGUUUCCCUCCACAAGGAUUCCCUCCACCGCCUCAACAGCAAUACCCACCAAGGCAAUACUCUCCACAAGGAUAUUUUCCUCCACCGACCCAAUUUUCUCCAAGGCAGUAUCCUCCACAACAAUUCUCCCCGAGACAGUAUCCGCCUCCACAGUUUCCUCCAAACCCUGCCGGGAAGCGUGUAUCGAAAUCCCCGAGAAACCAAAUGCCACCUCACUAUGCAUCUCCAACUCCAAAUAUGGGUAAGCCUUUUCCUCCAUACCCUCAAGGAGUGUACUAUCCGCCAAUGCCUCCAAAUCAAUUUGGUGUCCAAAUAGCCCAUCCUUCGCAUGAAGAACAGAAGACCUCAUCCCAUAGCAAGAACAUUAUUCAGCAUUUACCGCCGUCUAACCGUGUUGAUAAAUUACAUGGGCCUCAAAACCUUAACAAGAGGAAUGCAAGAGAUGCAUUUAUGACAGGAAACUUUGGUAUAUAGACAAGCUAGAGGUUUACUUCAUGCAGCACUUAUGUUUAACGUUAGCAUCUGUAAUUUUACGUCCAGGUAUUAGACCUAUUUAUUUCCAUAUAGUCACUUAAUAAUACACUGAU
Messenger RNA from Pichia membranifaciens NRRL Y-2026, 3945 nucleotides. RefSeq lists its product as hypothetical. Bases 26 to 3832 code for a protein of 1268 amino acids. The record is from RefSeq and is a predicted model, not a curated record. Lineage: Eukaryota; Fungi; Ascomycota; Pichiomycetes; Pichiales; Pichiaceae. Gene Ontology annotation, cellular component: cellular bud tip; cellular bud neck. The transcript has a single exon.